Molecule: messenger RNA, 324 nt
Organism: Miscanthus lutarioriparius
Lineage: Eukaryota; Viridiplantae; Streptophyta; Magnoliopsida; Poales; Poaceae
Source: the annotation of a GenBank genome assembly
AUGGCUAUUGAUGAUCCUGGACCAUAUGGACGAGGAAGAUACAACUGGAAUAUGACCCCUGAGGUUGAACUUGACCAAUGGCGCAAAGGAUCGCGGUGGUUUGAAGUAAACAGGGAACUUGCCAUUGAAAUUGUGAAGGACACGGUCUAUUACCCCAAAUUCAAGGAGUUCUGCAGGCCUAGUUGUUAUUCUGAUGAGCACUAUAUCCAAACAAUGCUCUCGAUUGAAACUUCACAGAGCCUGGCUAACAGGAGUGUUACUUGGGUAGACUGGUCUAGAAUUGCUGCACAUCCAGCAAGGUUUGGCAGAGGUGACAUCACGUAG